GAAAAACAGUACACAUUGCAGACAGCGUCCGGGCGGUGCACCUACUAGCCAGCGACACUCCCUCAUCCGUCAUCCCCAAACUGGACGGUGCACAAGGUAGCCACAAAACUACAACAGCCAAAGAGGCUGUCAUCGUUUUAACUUUGGGGUUUGGUCCACUAUGGCGACAGACGGAUGGAAAUACUGAUGACAGUCCGAAAGAUCGCCUCGAUUUGUACGAUGGGCGCCAAUGCCUCAGCUUUGGAGAAGGAAAUCGGACCGGAACAGUUUCCCGUUAAUGAGCAUUACUUUGGCUUGGUCAAUUUUGGGAACACCUGCUACUGUAACUCUGUGCUGCAGGCCCUCUACUUCUGCCGUCCGUUCAGGGAGAAGGUCCUGGCCUACAAAGUCCAGCCCAGGCGUAAAGAGUCCCUCCUCACCUGCCUCUCCGACCUCUUCAACAGCAUCGCCACCCAGAAGAAGAAGGUGGGCGUCAUCCCUCCCAAGAAGUUCAUCUCCCGUCUGAGGAAGGAGAAUGAGCUUUUUGACAACUACAUGCAGCAGGACGCCCACGAGUUCCUCAACUACCUCCUCAACACCAUCGCUGACCUGCUGCAGGAGGAGAAGGGCCAGGAGCGGCAGCAGAAUGGGAAACUGGUGCAGAAUGGCGGCGGGGGAGGUGGGGGGAGUGGUGGAACGGGGGGAGGAGGAGGAGACGGGGAGGAGGGGGAGAAGACGCAGCAGACCUGGGUCCACGAGAUCUUUCAGGGUACUCUGACAAACGAGACCCGCUGCCUCAACUGUGAAGCUGUGAGCAGUAAAGAUGAGGACUUUCUGGAUCUUUCUGUCGAUGUGGAGCAGAACACCUCUAUCACGCACUGUCUCAGGGGUUUCAGCAACACAGAGACACUCUGUAGUGAAUACAAGUACUACUGUGAACAGUGUCGGAGUAAACAGGAAGCACAAAAAAGAAUGCGUGUGAAGAAGUUACCUAUGAUCCUGGCGUUACACCUAAAGAGGUUUAAAUACAUGGACCAGUUGCAUCGCUACACCAAGCUGUCCUAUCGUGUCGUCUUCCCCCUGGAGCUCCGCCUCUUCAACACCUCAGGAGACGCUACCAAUCCCGACCGCAUGUAUGACCUGGUCGCUGUGGUCGUCCAUUGUGGAAGUGGUCCAAACCGUGGUCAUUACAUCACUAUAGUGAAGAGCCAUGGAUUCUGGCUGCUGUUUGAUGAUGACAUAGUAGAGAAAAUCGACGCCCAGGCGAUCGAGGAGUUCUAUGGUCUAACGUCGGACAUUUCUAAGAACUCUGAGUCAGGUUACAUCCUGUUCUACCAGUCUCGGGACUGAACCGACCAAUGGUUGUGGCCGAACGGCCGAAGCGGGCCAAUGGGAUUGGGACUCUGCAUAGAGAGAAGGAGGGGCUUCGGCUGGCACAGGCCCACCACCCAUUUUUUAAAUAUUCAGCUUUGCACUGUGGAACAACAAGAGGAUGGAUGGACCGAUUUCCAGUCAAUGACGGACAAUAUUGCCGCCACCAUCAAAAAAGGAAAAUGUUAUGCUUGGUUAAAAAUAAUUGUUUUAUUGGGGGAGGUGGGGGGGUGUAACAGCAGAUUUAGGGGAAUUAAUAUCAUUGUGUCCCUGCCAUCUUCUGAGCCACCAGCAGGAGUGGCUAAACAGGAGUGGGUUUUAAUGAAAGGUGGAUCCUGCCGUUUCCUGAAUGUUCUGGCUAGUCCGUUGCCUGUUGUGGUCAUAUGGACAGAGUGGUGGAGAGUUGAGUUUGGUCCCUGUGUAGCUGAGCAGACUAAAUCUGGUUGCUAGGUGCUCAGUGUUGAAUUACGUUAUGGUCCCAAGGCUGAAAGUUGCACACACAUUUUGUCACACACUCUUUCUCUCUUGCUCUCACAUGAGUAUGCUCCUGAGCUCCCCCCUCUGGUAACAACAGCAAAUUAAGCCACACACUACAACACACCUGCCAACCAGAUAUUUCUGCUAUGUGUCUCCUAAGUUGCCCGUUGGUGUCACAUUUCCAUUGUGGUGCGCAUUAACAGUGGUGUGCUAUAUAUGGACUAGGCUAUUUACAUCCUGCCGGCCUGUAACCCAGUAUAAAAACCCAAUUGGCUACUGUAACAAUUAACUCCUCUUCCUCCUUUCAUCUGAUCUGAACUUUCCAUAAGAGCCUAAGGUUCUGUUGCCAAUGUUUAAACUUAUUUGAAAGUGUAAAAAUAUACUUUUUGGUUUCCGCCCAAAUAAACCAAAUAUCAGUUUGGUUUGUAUGAUGCUUUUGCUAUGCUGCCGGUUGGUGUAACCAGUUUAAUGCCACUGUUUUAAAAGGCCACAUCAUAAUGCAUUCCCAACACAAUCCAACAGAUGUUACAUGGCAGCCACCGGCAUCUGGCGUUGAGACAACUUGUCCUGUGAAAUCAAUCGAGGCUGUUACACUAUCUGUAUUGAGUCCACUGGCAGUGACCAGGCUGAAGAUGCCUCAUCGUAUACCAGGUAGAACGACACAGUGCUGAUGGCCAGAAAAUGUAGCGGAGUUGUUUUUGGGACAGAGCCCGCUUUGAACUCACGCUCUGUAUUGGUACAGGGCCUGCUUUGCGCAAUUGCCAGCCACAUGGUUUAUGGCUAGGGAUGCACUGAUACCACUUUUUUUCAUUGUCGAUACAGAGGGCGAGCAUCUGUUGAUACAAAGUACCGAUCCGAUACUGCCAUUUCUAUUUUGUUGAAGUGCUAUGAGUGUGAUAAUUUGUUUACAUGAAUUAAAUGUAUACCAUACGUUUUAUUAACAAUUUAAUCAAUAUUUAAGAUGGAACUUAUGGCAUUUUAACAACAUGAAGUCUUACACUCUGAGGUAGAGUAAGCCAUUUGAAGUUAUUUAGUAAUGUAGAAUGUGAAAUCGGAUAUAUGUUGGACUAACAAGUCACUGCAGUGUAAAAAAUUUGACACGCAAUGCAAGUAUUUUAUUGAUAUUUGUUCAAUCACAACUUGAUGGAAGCGACACUAAAAUAACGUUAGGCGUUUUUGGGCCAGUGUCGGAUCGGUGCUUCCCUUCUUGGGUUUCUUUUAAUGGGUUUCUGUGUCUCCGAGUAGCAGUGCCAGUCAAGGAUCAGUUUGUGCUUUUAAACUAUGAAAGAUAACAUUAUUAUGUCCUGGCAGGAUCUGAUUCUGGAUCAGGACUCCCAUCUGAGAUGUUUUAUGAAGGCCUGGAGCAACAGCUUUGAUGUGCUCUGUGGAUCUGUUAGGCCCUGCAUUAAUUUAAAUGUACGACAAUCUGCCUUUGAAAUGGACCGUAAAAAAUGGCUUUGAGUUGGAAUGCAUAGGAUCCCAAAUGUAACCCUGUUUUUUUUUCAAUCAAGUCCCAUAGGGCCAAAUAUAGCCAAUUCAGUUAAUAGGUUGCCAUUUGAGUCAUAGUCUGGCCAGGCCCUGGAAUUUUCCUCAUAUCAAACAAGCCUUACAAGCUGCUGACCUAGUCUGUGUCCCCAUGGCGCCCUAUUUACUGUAUAGCAGUUCACUUCUUUUGUUCCAAGCCCUACUGGGUAUAGAGUACAAUAUCUCUACUUUUGGAUUAUUUUCUGCAUCAUAGCUUAAUUCAGAUUUUUACACCCUCUGCUUUGUACAGUUUUUAAUCUGUGUCUAUGAAGUGUAGCCUAUGACAUGCUGCUAGUUUUUAAGGUUUACUAACAAACUAAUAUGAAGUUGACAUUGUACAAAACUGGUAUUAAUGUUGAAUGUCAGUAGUUUCACAGCAACUUUUCCCAGAUUUCCAAAAUCUCACCUGAACAAUUUCUGGGAUUUAGAACAAAUAUGCUGGGCAUCUGGAGUCCAUGAACCAGAAAUUCUUUACAACCUGGGAAUAUUUUGGGGAAAGUUACAGCAUUUUCCAAAAUGUAACAAAAGCUGGUUUUAAUGUGGCUGUGGGACUUGCUGUUCUACUUAGAAUGUGUUUUGAGCUUAGGAGACCUAAACUCAUUAAUGAUUUAACUUUGUAGCAGUAGUAUCAAUGAGAUCUACCUAGAACACACUUGUGCACUCCGCUAGCCUCCAGGGUCCAUUCUCUGUACAACUCUCAAAUGGCCCCCUAACAUUUUUGUAGUGCACACCUUUUCCCAUAGGGAAAUGGGGCGGGGGGGCAGCACACUUUUUAACCUGUCUCUCUACCUGUCUAUUUCUCUCUGUCGGUUUUUCUCUGUACUCCCUGACCUUUGGUGUUUGUCCAUGUUUUGUUCGCGAGUUAAGCUAACUUUUUCUCUGGCUUGUUUGGGAUUCCUGCUGACAGCGCGACUGGAGCUCACACACAGUCAAUGUUCAUGCUCCAGUUGAUUUGGGCUUGCAGUGAGCGAUAGCGAGCGCUGGACACCGCCGAACACAAUACAGUGAAAUGGGUCUCAGAGCAUUCCAUAGUGCACAUUUCCCCCUGGCUUUGUGAGGAACACGAAAGUUAGCCAAAGGCUGGUGUAGGUUUAAAAAUAGCUUGAGCAGCUUCAUAUGUAACGGACAUCCUACCCAUGCAUCCCAUUUCACUUCCUGGGAUCGUCUGAGUUCGAUCUUGGUCAUUUCUAAAGGUGUGGAAACUGCAAUGUUAUGCCUGUUCCAGGGUUUAUUUUAUAGAAGUGAUCUACCUGGAUUUCGCCUAUAUUAUUGCAUAGGAUGCAGGAUGGAUGGAAUUGGAAUUGCAGGAUGGAAAUGCAUAGGAAUGGAUAAUGAAUGGAAUGAAUAAAGCAGGCAUGUCAUGGACUUGAUUGGGAAUCUAUUUCUAUGCAUGAAUUCCUCUGUUUGAUGAAUUACUUUUGCAAGCCAAGCAUACAAGGCCCAGGUAAUGGCUUCAAACGGUCCAGCUAUUAUUAUUCAAGUGUAGACGAAGCAAAGGAGACAAGGGGAGGUGCUGUCUGUGUUCAAAGGCUACUUAGAGGCUGGGUCCUUUUUCUAUUGUUUUGGGUCGGGCAUUGCCCCACUGGAUCUACAUGUUUUCCCGUCAGCUGACUUCAGAUCAGUCUUACAAUGCCAGUGACCUGUGUUGUUUCUUUCAAAUGUAAUCCUAUAAAGUCUAUGUACUGACCCUUUCAGUUGUUAUGCCAAACACCACCCUAUACUAAAUAGUGUGCUAUUCUUUACCUGCGACCCUAUGGACCAGUGUGAACAGUAGUGCACUAUACAGCUUGUAGGGUGCUUUUGGGGAGCAUCCUCAACCUUACCUCCACUUACUGAAUGCGCCAGCAAGGGCUUAGAUGCAUUCAAAAUAGGGUGUUAUUUUCUUCUCUUUAAAAUGUAUUUAAGUAUAAAGAAUUAUAAUAGAUGUUAACUUUUUCUUAAUGUACACUUUUUUUUAUAUAUAUAUAUUUUACUAAUUUAGUCCUACUAUUCUUGUGUAGGCAGUUAGGAUGAAUGGGGUUGCAAGUUAAUAUUUUGGGGUUAUAUUUGAAAGAUUGUUCAAUCCAAAAUGGUGCCCUAUCCCCUAUGUACUGCACUACUUUUGACCAGGGCCCACAGGGUACUGCACUAUAUAUAAAAUAGGGUGCCAUUGGGGACUGCAAGAAGUUGAAAAUGUGUAAAUAUAAAGAUAUUAUUGGAGCAUAACCAGGUUAGUCAACCCUGGUUGGGGAGUGUCACAAUGAAAUAAGCAACCAGUAUGGUGCCUAGUUAAGACCAACCCCUACUACCUGGAACACUCAGAGACAUGUGGCCACGUCUUUAGUACAAUAGCUUGCUUGAAAUAACAAUGACCAUGCUAGUAUGAUUGGUAAAGUUAAAUUAGGAGCAGGAUUUAUUCCUUGCCAUGUACCCUGACCAGGAAAGACCCCUUUCCUGAAUUUUUUUUUUUUUUACCUGGCCAAUAUGAAAACACUUUCUUAAAGAAAUACACCAAUAAUCAUAAAUCAAAGUCCUAAUACACUUGUGUGGGGAAACCCAUGUUGACUGAUUUCACAUUUCUCAUGGUCCCCCUUCAAAUAAUAUUCAAAAAUAAUUUUUUGUUUUUAUUCUUUGGGGAGGGACUUGACCUGGCUUACUUGUCACUGUAACAUGCCAAAACUGUAAAAGGCAUUAAGCCUAGGUGAUUAAGUUGAAGGGCAAAGUGUGUGUGAGUGGUUGUGUAGGUAUGGUGUGGUUGAAAGGAAAAACGUGUUUAAACUGUUUCCAAUAAAUAUAAUAAAUACUGGUUUAAGGUGGAGAAAGAACUUGACAAACUGCAUAGUU
Molecule: messenger RNA, 6174 nt
Organism: Esox lucius (northern pike)
Lineage: Eukaryota; Metazoa; Chordata; Actinopteri; Esociformes; Esocidae
Gene: usp12b
Product: ubiquitin specific peptidase 12b
Exons: 10
Coding region: 175-1329 (384 amino acids)
Biological process (GO): protein deubiquitination
Cellular component (GO): cytosol; nucleus
Molecular function (GO): cysteine-type endopeptidase activity; cysteine-type deubiquitinase activity
Source: RefSeq, a predicted model, not a curated record